AUGGCGGCGACAGCUCCCGCUCAGGCUCCGGCUUCUCCCGCGGCCGUCCCGGCGCAGAACCCGCCGGCAGCGCCCGCCACACCAGCAGGAAAUGCUACUGCCGCGCCGCCACCGCCCGCCACUCUGGCACCGCCGCCGCCGGCCACGCCGCUGUCGGCCGCGCUCUCGGGGCCCUUCCCCGGCGGCCGCGUGGUACGACUGCACCCGGUCGUGCUCGCCUCCAUCGUGGACAGCUUCGAGCGGCGCAACGAGGGCGCGGCGCGCGUCAUCGGGACGCUGCUGGGGACCGUGGACAAGCACUCGGUGGAGGUCACCAACUGCUUCUCCGUCCCUCACAACGAGUCUGAAGAUGAGGUGGCAGUCGAUAUGGAAUUUGCCAAAAACAUGUACGAGUUGCACAAGAAGGUGUCUCCUAGUGAGAUCAUCUUGGGAUGGUAUGCAACAGGUCAUGACAUCACAGAACACUCUGUCCUGAUCCAUGAGUAUUACAGCCGGGAAGCACACAAUCCAAUCCAUCUUACUGUGGACACGAGCCUCCAGAAUUCACGCAUGAGCAUUAAAGCCUAUGUCAGUGCCCCAAUGGGAGUCCCUGGUAAAACUAUGGGCGUGAUGUUCACACCUCUAACAGUGAAAUAUGUUUAUUAUGAUACAGAGCGGAUAGGAGUGGAUCUUAUAAUGAAGACUUGUUUUAGUCCUAAUCGAGUGAUCGGCUUGUCCAGUGACUUACAGCAGGUGGGAGCAGCAUCAGCCAGGAUUCAGGAUACCCUCACCAUGGUGCUGCAGUAUGCAGAGGAUGUAUUGUCUGGCAAAGUGGCUGCUGACAACACUGUUGGGCGUUUUCUGAUGGAUCUUAUUAACCAGGUGCCAAAGAUCUCACCAGAGGACUUUGAGACGAUGUUGAACAGUAAUAUCAAUGAUCUACUGAUGGUAACCUACUUGGCAAACCUCACACAGUCACAGAUUGCUCUCAAUGAGAAACUUCUGAGUUUAUAAAGAAACUUCUGCCAUGCUACACUGCAAAGAACUUGAAGAAUGAGCAGAUGCAUUUUUCUAUGGUGUUACAAAUUUCCUUGGACUGUAAUGUCAUGAUAGGUUUACAUCUUUCCAUUACCCUGAAAAAUCCCUAAUGUGGUUUAGGAAAUAAAUGGGAAUGGUUGCAAUUUAGUUGAGGCCAAUAUUUUAAAAUGGAACACAAGAGUAUUUUGUCUCCUGGCUUUAUCUACUUGUGUAACAAAA
Indicator indicator is the source of this 1236-nucleotide messenger RNA. RefSeq names its product eukaryotic translation initiation factor 3 subunit F (gene EIF3F). Gene Ontology annotation, biological process: translational initiation. NCBI's taxonomy places the organism in Eukaryota, Metazoa, Chordata, Aves, Piciformes, Indicatoridae. The transcript has 8 exons. The record is from RefSeq and is a predicted model, not a curated record. Gene Ontology annotation, molecular function: translation initiation factor activity; metallopeptidase activity; translation initiation factor binding. Gene Ontology annotation, cellular component: eukaryotic translation initiation factor 3 complex, eIF3m. The coding region runs from base 1 to 993 and encodes 330 amino acids.